AUGAAAGCUUACAUUUAUGACGAGGAAUCAAAACUUCCGCCUCAAGACGAGCAUGAUUCAAACGAGCCCGUUUCUCUAAAGGAUUUGAAAUCCCUGGGUGUGCUGUAUUGGUCGAUUGACUCGAUCGAUCAAGUGAAUUCAAUCGCUAUUCAACGGGAUUAUAAAAACCGUGACCAAAUUAUAUGCAGUCCUCAAGCGAUGGGAGACAUCUAUCAACAGAAACUGGACACAUUCUUUGAGGAGCAUCUUCAUGAAGAUGAAGAAAUCAGAUGGGUAGUUGAGGGUAGUGGCUAUUUUGAUGUCAGAGACCGAUCUGACCAGCGUUGGGUUCGAAUCAAAGUCGAAAAGGGCGAUCUUCUAGUCCUUCCUCCCGGGAUCUUUCAUCGUUUCACAGUGGACAAGGAUAAUUACAUCAAAGCGAUGAGAUUAUUUAAAGAGGAACCUAAAUGGGUGGCACUUAAUCGGUCUUCCGAGAGCGAAAACAACCCAUAUCGAAAGGUUGGUGUUUAUGAAUCACCCAAAACAUUUAUCCUGCUGACAUCUGAUUCUACUCAUCAGGCCUAUGUCGAGCAAAUUGGAAAGGCUAUGCCCACCAGCGCCUCUUGA
Messenger RNA from Puccinia triticina, 606 nucleotides. RefSeq lists its product as uncharacterized. The coding region runs from base 1 to 606 and encodes 201 amino acids. The transcript has 7 exons. Gene Ontology annotation, molecular function: acireductone dioxygenase [iron(II)-requiring] activity. Lineage: Eukaryota; Fungi; Basidiomycota; Pucciniomycetes; Pucciniales; Pucciniaceae. The record is from RefSeq and is a predicted model, not a curated record.